Amaranthus tricolor (Joseph's coat) is the source of this 2792-nucleotide messenger RNA. Its product is annotated as transcription factor MYBC1-like. Gene Ontology annotation, cellular component: nucleus. The coding region runs from base 196 to 1029 and encodes 277 amino acids. Gene Ontology annotation, molecular function: DNA binding; DNA-binding transcription factor activity. The record is from RefSeq and is a predicted model, not a curated record. NCBI's taxonomy places the organism in Eukaryota, Viridiplantae, Streptophyta, Magnoliopsida, Caryophyllales, Amaranthaceae. The transcript has a single exon. Gene Ontology annotation, biological process: regulation of DNA-templated transcription.
UACAUCCUUUGUCUUCUCUCUCCAGAAAAUUUGUGCCAACACAAUUAACAAAACUUUCUUGUGUUCUCCAUCUUUAAUGUACUCUUAAUUUAACUAUCAAAUUUCAAUAAACUUUCAAUCUUUCAACGUUUUUCUAAAUACCCUUUAUGUGUUUCAAUCAUUUAAAACAGUAAGAGUGAAAAUUAAGUUCCAUUAAUGGAAGAUCGAUCUGAGCUAAAAUGGCAAGGAUGGGAAAUGGGUUUACCAUCACCUGAAGAUCUAAUUCCAUCAUCACAGUCUUUGAUCUCUCCUGAAUUAGCUUUAGCAUUUGGUAUAAGCCAAGAAAAAAUUUUUCAUUCUGGAAUUGAUCUCAAUCAUGUUAUGCAUGAUGACUGUUCGACGAUAUUCCCCAGAGAAGAAACUUUUGAUUCUUUGAAUUUGAGAUUGUUUCCUGGUAGAAGUGAUUCCAGUAAGUUGAGAAGGGGUGAUUUUUUUUCAUCUGAUGAGACAAAUUCAAGCUCUAAAGAUGAAAAUGGUGAUGAUAAUGUUGUUAAUCGGGCUGUAAAAAAACCCAGAUUAGUUUGGUCAACUAAACUUCACAAGAAAUUUGUUGAUGUAAUUGGGGUUUUGGGGAUUGAUAAAGCUGUUCCUAAAACAAUCAUGGAGUCUAUGGAUGUGGAAGGACUGACUAGAGAAAAUGUUGCUAGUCAUUUACAGAAGUAUAGAUUACAUUUGAAGAAAAAGAAUGAUGGGGUUUCAAAUGAAGGUCAUACAAUGUCGAAACAAGACUCGAAUUUGCUGGAAUGUGAUGGGUUCGGAGCCUUGGAAAAGCAGCAUCAAAUGCCACACCAAGAGCAGUCAGAACAACAGUCAAUGCAUUGUAAUGCACUGUCUUUGAUGCCAAUGUCAAAGCCAAUGCCAAUGGUGCCGGUUGGUUAUGGUUAUGGUUAUGGACAAUUGGGAUUGCCUGGGUCUAGUUCUGCUGCUCAUGGGUAUUGUGGACUUGAAUCUGGGGCUUACAGCAUGUUCUGGAAUCAACAGAGAGGUUGAUUCUUCCGUUUCCUUUUUUCUUUUCUUGAUUAAGUGUGAUGACCGCAUCCUUCUUUAUGUGCAUGCAUUGUCGCCUCCCUUUCCUCCACAGAUCUGAUUAUAGUUUUCUAUAAGAGGGAUAUACCGGGUCUGAUGACGAUGAUUAAGGGUGAUGGGUUAUAGGCACUAGGAUUAGUUCAUGUUAUUCCUAUUUAAUAGUGUUAAUCCUAUCAGAUAAAUAUGACAUGUUGCUUUUUAAUUACUCAGAAGGAGAUAUUGUCUCAUUUGCUAAGAUGUUCUAUAUUGCUUUCAUUUUGUGAUAACUUUUUAUUACAAAAUGGGGGACAAAUAGAGUAUUUAGUUUAGCCUUAGUUUCACUAAGCUAUUUUUUGAGACACGGUCUCUCUUUAAAAUAAAGAGUAAAUUCUAAUAAUUUACUAUUUUAUCCAUGCAUGGUUCGCAUUCCAUCGUGAAACUGUGUCAUACAAGAGUUUAUAAAUUUAUUUGCACUAUAAUGUUGUAUUAUCACGAGUGCUAAGGAGUAGAUUGGAUAUUUAGAUGGAUGGUUGCUCUGUGGUUGGUGUAGCUAAUCAGUUUAUUGUUUCUUUUUAUUAGUAAUGUAAUUCUUUUAAAAGCUUAUGAUUUUUCUAGUUGAAUAGAGCCUUUAUCAUUGUAGAAAUGUAUAUAUAGUUGUUAACAAAGACAGGACACUCAAAGGUAAUGCAACUAUUUUUUUAACCAGUUUGUACCAUUUUUCCUUUCUUUUAUUCUUGUUGUGUUGUUUGGUACGAGGCUAAAGACUCAUAGUUAUUUGAUUUUCAAUUAUAGUUGACUAUGUUAAAAUGACUUAUCCAAUUAUAUGUACUCCUUAUCCAUGUGACGUUGCAUUUGAUAAAUCGAAAACAAUCUCUUUAUUAUCAUUAACAGGUUAUAAGGUAAAGUUCUACCUCGGAUCUCUCAAACUCUAUAGGUAGGAGUAAUUUAAUGACAUCGGGGUGACGAAAAAAAUAUCAUGAUUAAGAAUUUUAAUAAUUGAGGUGUAUCAUAUGAAGUAUCAUUUUGUGGCCUAAUGAGUUUGCUCUCUAGCUAGUAAGAAAGAGUAGAUUUGAUAGCCUUUCGCUAAUUUCUUCUACAGUUGCUCUUAGUGUGUUGUCUAUGAACUGGCUUUUGUGAACUGGCUGUUGAUAUUCUGUGUCUUCCAUGUUUUUUUCAUCUAUUUGUCUUUUGGCCGUAUUUCCUCAAUGUCUCAUAUACUGGGUUGUUAUGUGUUCUCUACUUCCAUUUGCCACAAUGCUAUUCCCCGCGUGCUAAAGAGGAGUCUUGAGUCUUGACGCACUGGUUUAGGUGUCGCUGUGUGACUGAAAGGUCAUUGACCCUCGUUCUGCGGGGAUGAUUGGUGAGCUGGGUUGCACUUUCUUUAUUCACUCCGUGCACAUGCAUCGAUUUGUUUUGGUUUGUUUAGUCGAUGCUAGCAACAGUUAAGAUAAAGCGUUGAUGCCUUGGGGUUCCCAAAUUGUAUUCAUUCUCCAGGUUGAAUUGAUGCACAAAAAAGUAUAAUCAGGCCUCUGGGUUGGUAUUUGAUGCAACAAAUUGUGUCUCUUUGCUGCAAGUUGUGCCUUUGUGCUGCCAGUUGUGCCAAAUUGCCAUAUUUGCUAUUUAUCCCAUCUUUCAAACCAAUUGAUGUAAUCUAAAGUUGUUAUAUUCUGGCAUCAGAAUGAAGAAUUGCAUAAAAAAUCAUUUGGAAAUUAUCUCGAUUAUAACGGGCAUGUUUAAUGACUCUUUCU